This is a messenger RNA of Dovyalis caffra, 1176 nucleotides long. NCBI's taxonomy places the organism in Eukaryota, Viridiplantae, Streptophyta, Magnoliopsida, Malpighiales, Salicaceae. The record is from the annotation of a GenBank genome assembly.
AUGGACGGAUUGGUUUCUUGGAGGUCAACAAGGGUUCCUGUCCUUGCCAAACACAAACCUUCUCCUCUCCAUCACAAUAAACCCAACAACUUCUCAAUCAGACCCUCAAUGAACCCGAACCCGCAUGCCGGAAGUCGCUCCGUUACCUCCAUUAAAGCUCAACAGGCUGAGGUUUCGAUAGUGAAUAAGGAAGAGGAGCUUAAAGUGAAGGAAUGGGAAGUGGGGAUGCUGAAAGAAGAGGUAGCUGCUAGCCAAGGUAUAAAAAUCAGGCGAAGGCCACCCUCUGGCCCACCUCUGCACUAUGUGGGACCCUUUGAAUUUAGGAUUCAGAAUGAAGGCAACACUCCUCGGAACAUCCUCGAGGAAAUUGUUUGGAACAAGGAUGUGGAAGUUUCACAAAUGAAGGAGAGAAAGCCACUUUCUUCGCUGAAGAAACAUCUUGAGAAUGCUCCUCCCACAAGGGAUUUUGUUGGAGCUCUUAGGGAAGCCAAUCGUCGAACGGGGUUUCCUGGUUUGAUUGCUGAAGUUAAGAAGGCCUCACCAAGUAGAGGAAUUUUGAGAGAGGAUUUUGAUCCUGUUGAAAUUGCCAAAGCUUAUGAGAAAGGAGGAGCUGCAUGUCUUAGUGUUUUGACAGAUGAAAAAUAUUUCAAGGGGAGCUUUGAAAAUUUGGAGGCAAUAAGGAACGCUGGAGUGAAGUGCCCUCUGCUUUGCAAAGAGUUUGUUGUAGAUGCAUGGCAGAUCUACUAUGCUCGGAUUAAAGGUGCAGACGCGAUUCUUUUAAUUGCUGGUGUUCUUCCUGAUCUUGACAUCCAAUACAUGAUUAAGAUAUGCAAGAUACUUGGUUUGACUGCACUUGUGGAGGUCCAUGAUGAGAGAGAAAUGGAUCGCGUACUUGCAAUAGAAGGGGUUGAACUUAUCGGCAUCAACAACCGUAACCUUGAAACAUUUGAGGUUGAUAUCAGUAACACACGGAAGCUUCUUGAAGGAGAGCAUGGUCAACUUAUCCGUCAAAAAGACAUAAUUGUCGUUGGGGAGUCUGGGCUAUUUACUCCUGAUGAUAUUGCUUACGUGCAAGAAGCUGGUGUCAAGGCAGUUUUGGUUGGGGAGUCAAUUGUGAAACAAAGUGAGCCUGGGAAGGGAAUAUCGGGACUUUUUGGUAAAGAUAUCUCCUUGUGA